UAACGAAAACUUAUCAGGGAAGUUCAACGCGUACGUCCGAGUACGGCAGGUCAUGCUAACGAGUUAUUAAUACCCACGUCGUUCUUUGUCGCCGGGUGUGUUUGUAAUGCGGCGGUAUUGAUUUUAUGCAUGUUUUACUCGGUGCUGGAGGCGGUGUAGAAGCUACAGGAGGAGGAACAGCUCCGCGGACACGAUGCUUACCGGACUGGUUUGUGGGGCCGUGGUGUUUCCUGGGCUCUUCUGCAGCUUCAGGAAAAUGCUGAGAAUGGCCUUCAAGCAGUGGACUGAGGCCGACGUGGUUUCUGUCAGUGAGAGGCUCGUCUCCAGCAUCCAUGCAUCUUUGGCUACUGCGACCGGAGUCACAGUGGUGACAUCCUGCGAGAAUGUCAUGACAGACCGUCACUGGCUGGUCGACAGGUUCAUCUGCUUUGGAGCUUCCUACAUGGCCUACGACCUCUUUGCCAUGUACCUGAGCCACUACCACAAUCAGAGGGUCAAAGGUUGUUCCACGGCCCUCGGCGGCCACUCUCUUCACACUAUGAGGGCGUUCCUCGUCAAGGACUGGCUGCUGGUGCUCCAUCAUACGGCCCUGCUUCUCGUUUUCAUGCCCGUCAUUCUGUUCUUAAGAAGAGGACUGGGGGAUUUCUUCGUUGGCUGCAUGCUCAACACGGAGUUCAGCACUCCUUUUGUAUCCAUAGGAAAGAUUCUCAUCCAGCUGGGCCUUGAAAACUCCAGGCUGCACAGCAUCAACGGCAUCAUUGUGCUCCUGAGCUUCUUCGUCUGCCGGAUCCUGGUCUUCCCCUUCAUGUACUGGAAGUACGGCCAGCAGUUCGGGAUUCCUCUGCACAAAGUGCCCUUUCAUCUGCCACUGCACUGCAAUGUGGGCAACAUGGCCAUCAUGGCCCCACAGAUCUACUGGUUCGUCCUGCUGCUGAAGAAAGCCAUCAGACUCUACACGAGACAGAAGUCAAGGAAGGCAAAACUCUAACAAGAUGAUUUUGAUUAGAUUUUAAGAAUACAGCUUUAAUAUUUUAACAAUAUAGGAAAAAGGUCUUUGAGGAAAAAGUGGUAUUUUUUAUUUUAUUUUUUUUAAAUUGCGGUCUUUCCAAUGUUUCCCCAAAUAUCAGUCAUUCUUUUUUUU
This is a messenger RNA of Mugil cephalus (flathead mullet), 1141 nucleotides long. Its product is annotated as TLC domain-containing protein 3A-like. The transcript has 5 exons. Gene Ontology annotation, cellular component: endoplasmic reticulum; membrane. NCBI's taxonomy places the organism in Eukaryota, Metazoa, Chordata, Actinopteri, Mugiliformes, Mugilidae. The coding region runs from base 194 to 988 and encodes 264 amino acids. The record is from RefSeq and is a predicted model, not a curated record. Gene Ontology annotation, biological process: lipid homeostasis.